This is a messenger RNA of Culex pipiens pallens (northern house mosquito), 746 nucleotides long. RefSeq names its product general odorant-binding protein 83a. The record is from RefSeq and is a predicted model, not a curated record. NCBI's taxonomy places the organism in Eukaryota, Metazoa, Arthropoda, Insecta, Diptera, Culicidae. Gene Ontology annotation, biological process: sensory perception of smell. Bases 90 to 539 code for a protein of 149 amino acids. Gene Ontology annotation, molecular function: odorant binding. The transcript has 4 exons.
GGAGCUUAAUCUCCAGUUUGGGUUGGUCUGCGCACCCGAUAAGUAUUCUGAAUCGUCACUGUGGGAUUGAAUCGUAGUGAAAUCGAAUCAUGGCUGCUCGAUGUGCAAAAACGUUGGUGCUCUUCGGUGCUGUCCUGGGAGUUGCUGUUGUUGUGUUGGCGGACGUUACACCCCGUCGGGAUGCUGAGUACCCACCCCCAGAACUACUGGAAGCUUUGAAACCACUGCAUGACAUUUGUGCUAAGAAGACUGGAGUUACGGACGAGGCCAUCAUUGAGUUCAGCGACGGCAAGAUUCACGAGGAUGAAAAGCUGAAAUGCUACAUGAACUGUCUGUUCCAUGAGGCCAAGGUAGUGGACGAUAACGGAGACGUACAUCUGGAGAAGCUGCACGACUCGCUGCCCAACUCGAUGCAUGAUAUUGCGAUGCACAUGGGAAAACGUUGCCUGUAUCCAGAGGGGGAAAAUCUAUGCGAGAAAGCUUUCUGGCUGCACAAGUGCUGGAAGCAGGCCGAUCCGAAGCAUUAUUUCCUGGUUUAAAUUUACAAGACAAGUUGGGGAGAUCUCGGAGAUUUCUGCAGUUACGCGAGAAAGAGCAACUUUGGGAUUCGCUAGCAAAACUUUAGUUUAAGAUUCAGCACGUAGUUAUUGUGACUAACCCUUCGAGCCAAACUCCAAAUUUAUUUUUAAACGAAAAUACUAACAACAAGAGCAGUGUGGAAGAAAUAAAGAAUUGCAUUCCACUAA